CGGCCAAGCAGCGGGCAGCCGGUGCGACGACGACUCGGCGGCAGCUAUGAGGUACAGACGGCGCAGCAGCGUCGGCUAGCGGAGGGCCAUGGGUUCGCUGCCCAACCUGCACGCCAUCGGCUCGGAGCGGCAGGCGGCCAGCCGCCUACAGCCCUGGGAUGACUGCAUGCUCGAGCUGUCGGGGUGCCCGUCGCCGCGAGCCUGCCGCCUGCACCGCGCCUCGCUCAGCAGCUCGGGCGCCUCCUCCGUGCGCCGCCUCAUAGCCAGCGUCCGGUCGGCGCCGCCCGCUCUCGGCCCCGGCUACCCCAGGCGCCGCCUGCUGCGCAACCACGCCGCACUCUGCCUCGGGCAGGUGUCGUGGUCCGGCGGGCCGGCGCCGCUGCUGGCGCUGUCGGCGUGGUGGCCGGGGGCGGCGCCGGGGCGUGCCCCGCUGCUGGGGGCGGCGCUGUUCGCGGCGGCGGCGCUCUCGUGCGUCGCGGCGCCGCCGCUGGUGCGCCGGCUGGGGGCGGCGCGGCUGCUGCUGGCCGGGCACGCGCUCGCCGCCUGCUUCCUCGCCGCCCACCUGCUGCCGGUGCCCGCCGCCCUCGUGCCCGCCUACCUGCUGCAGGGCGCCGCCCUCGGCCCGGUGAACCUGGCUCGUGUGGCGCAACUGUGGGCGCUGUCGACGCGCCUGCCGGGCUGUGACGUCACCGCCAUCGGCGCAGGCGGCGGCUUCGGGGACGCGGGCCUCACGCUGGGCAGCGCGCUCGCCGCCGCGCUGCUCGCCUGGGCCGCCUCCACCGGUGAGUACCGCCCUCCCCCACCCCCACUCCUUCCUGUCCCCACCCCUGAUGAAGUGUCACCGACGCCGGGCGCGGUCUGCGGCGCGUCUGCCUGCCCGCCGGCCUCGGACGCCGACGCCGAUGCCGACGCCGACGCCGCUGCGGGCGACGUUUCGGAGACGCCGGCGCCGGCGUCGUCAGGCGCCGAAGAACUGGGCUGCCGCGCGGGUCCGCUGCUGGCGGCCGUGCUGCUGGGCUUGGCCGUGGCCGGCGCCGCGCUCUCCGCCGCCUGCCUGGACCGCCUGCCCGCGCCGCCGCCGCCGCCCAGCCGCCCCCGGCCGCCCCCCGCGCCCGCCCGCGCCGCCCCCGCCGCCGCCGACGGCCGCCUGCCCGCCCGCGUGGCGCGCGCCUUCGCCGCUCCUCCACUCGCCCUCUUCGUCGGGCUGGGGCAGGCCUUCAUGAUGGCCGACUUCUCCAGGUGGUACGUGGCGUGCGUGCUGAGCCUACCCAGCGUGUCGCUGUGCUUCGUGGCGCUGGGCGCGCUGCGCUGCGUCGCCAGCCUCACGCUCAACCUGGUGCUGCCUCACAUCUGCCGCCUUCUCGCCGUCGGUGUGGGGGCUGCUUUCCACUCGUGCCUGCUGCUAGUGUUGGUUCUGUGGCAGCCCUCCAGUGAUGACUCAGCCUUGUUCUUCGUCAUUGCUGCUGCCUGGGGAGUGUGCGAUUCUAUCUGGGAAACACUCGCUCUCACGUCGGGGCUGACAUCACAGGGAGACGCCUGGCCAGAGUGGCUGGCCCGCUGGGACAUGUUUCGCUGCCUUGGCCUCGCACUUGCUUUUGUGCUGCACCCUCUGUUGUGUGUCCAAAUGAAGCUCUACAUUCUGGCAGCUACCCUCGUGCUCGGGGUUCCUCCGUAUGCAUGGCUGGAGAUCCAGCAUGACGCCAAGACUACAGGACUGUGAGGACAUCCCUCCCGGGUUCAUUGUUUCUGACUGUGGGACAUCUACAAAAGUGGUUUCUCAAAACUAACAGAAACUUCUCACAUGUGUAUUUCCCAAAGACCUAUUUCACCAUUUUUGGUUAAAUUUUUCUGUAUUGCAAUACCACAAGUUUAUUAUAAAAAGGGUGAUUCCUGGAAAAAUAUUAAUUUAAUAUUUUUAAUCAAGUGAGAAAGAAAAAAAAUGUUGUGUUACAUAAUAAUGGUGGUAUUAUUUACAAGAAAUAUGAAUUGUGCAGAAAAAUGUUUUACUCACAUCUACUAUGUUAAGUAAUUGCUCAUACUGAAAUUUUCAGCACUGACAAGUUCCAUUGCCUUACCAAAUAAGGAUUUAAGUGUGUCAAAAAAUAUUUCUAUUUAAAGUUGUUACUGUAAAAUUUCUCUCAAUGUAUUAAUUUUUUAUAUAUAACAUUUGUUGUUCUGUUUUUUAAUUGUUUGUCUGAGGUUUGCAAGUUUAAAAUGGAAGCUUUAAAAUUGUGUACUGUAAUGCAAUCAGUUGACUCAAAGAACAACACAGUGACAAGUGUUGGCAAGCACAACCAGCAACAGCUGAGACUCUUCCUUAUUGCCAGUUGAAUAACUAUUCAGCAGGAAGAGUUCAAGUAAAAAGAACAAAGGUUGUAAAAAGGUAGUGUACACAUUUCUGUCUUCUCUCACUUUUCUUCCUUGUUUGUAUGAAGAUAUAUAUCAACUGUCCCUGUUGAUAUUUAUCAAAGCCUGUAAGCAGCUAAAAGUCAGAUUUUGUUGUAAGAUCUUUCUUCCUUGUUGUUCCAUUUCCUCUCUGUGCCUAAGUAGAAUAUCACACUAUUGAAACUAAAAACGAAUUAGCAAUACUUUUUCUGUGACACAUACGUCUUCUCGAGACCUAAAACUUGUGAGAGCUUAAGGUGUAUGGAGCACAAUGAAUGAAUUGUAUUUUAAAACUUGGUGAGGUAUCAUUUAUUUGCUUAACAACGCAUCACAAUUUCAACAGAAGAAGCUGGGUGAAAUUGAUGUCUGUAUUGCACUCAGCAAGCAACCACACAGUGUGGGGUCAUGUGUACUCAUGCUAGCACCGUCUUUUCUCUCCUCCUCUGUUCUAUUCUCUGUAUGACCUUGAGUUUUUUCUUUUUCUUUUUACAUUAAAUCUCUCUGUGACAGACAAUGCCUCUCUAGCUGAGUCUGCUAGUUGAAGUUAAUCUCUGUAAGGCUAUCACACUUACUCAAUGAAGUUGUGGCAAAAUGCAUGACGCUUUGUUGAAUCUUCUGCAUCUCAUCUAUUGUUCCAUCCCAGUAAGUGCCCCAGGCUGAUCAAUACACAAUAAUCAGCUGAACAAGUGUUUUGAAAGCCACUGCUUUCAUGCCAGGAAUCUACUUUUCCUGAAGUUAGUGUUAUGUUGUCAUACCUCUUUAGGUCACUUUUACUUAUGUUGCUGUUUCCACAAAAUUAUUGACAAUACUAUAAUUUAAAAGUAAUAGAUCCAUUUAAUUGUUUAUAUUCAACAUAUGGCAACAGUCUUGCUGCAGUGGAUACACUGGUUCCAUUGAGAUCACCGAAGUUAAGGGCUGUCGGGCGUGGUUGGCACUUGGAUGGGUGACCAUGUGAGCCGCCAUGCGCUGUUGUCAUUUUUCAGGGUGCACUCAGCCUCGUGAUGCCAAUUGAGGAGCUACUUGACCAAAUAGUAGCAGUUUCAGUCAAGAAUUCCACGGGGAGAGUGGUGUGCUGACCGCAUGCCCCUCCUAUCCGCAUCCUCCACCGAAGAUGAUAUGGCGGUCGGAUGGCCCUGGUAGGCCACUCGUGGCAUGAAGAUGGAGUGCUUUUUUUUUAUAUGCAACAUAUGAUGUUUAUUUGCAUUCAGGGUCGGCUGCUAGAGAACACUUCACAAUCUUCCUUAAAUUUGCCACAGUCUUCUGGCAUUGGAGCCUUCCUAUAGGCAACAGCAUCACUCGCAAAGAGCCUCAUGGAUCUUUCAGUGUUACCCACUAGAUCAUUUAUACAUAAAUUGUAAACUGUAAUGGCCCUGUAACACUCCAUUGAGACACAUCCAAAAUUACUUCUACAUCUGACGAUAUUGUCUCAUUGAGAAUAAUAUACUGAAUUCCAGCUUCUAUACAGUUGAAGCAGUCGCAAAUAUGGUCUGGUAUUCAAUAAGCUUAUUUUUCAUUAUUUAAAUGACAGUUUUGAACUGUAUUGAAUGCCUUCUGGAAGUCAGGAAAUACAGCACAUUAUAAGUCCCAAAAAGAAGUAAGGAAGCUACUGUAUAUUAUUAACUGAGGAUGAAAACUGUAGGAAUUAAUACUGUCAUAACAGGCACUUAUUGCACCUCCAAACUAAAGAAGGAUAUAAUACAUUUUUCAGAUGUUGCUCUCUGGGUACAGUUGUAUCUUAUGCUGCAAAACUGUUACAAUAAUGGAACUUUGAGAAUGAAACUCACACUUUUAAAUUACAUACCUUGUUAUUUACAUCACAAAAAAGGAGUCACAACCAUAAAGCAUGUACAAAAUUUAUGAAACAUUAGAAGUCUACUUCAGUUUUGACAUCACCAGUGGCUUUGCUGUGGACAAAACAUGCACACAAUCAAACAUGAUCAGGUACAUUCUAGCAGUGUUGGAAAUAAAAUAUCAAAUUGAAGAAGGCAAAAAGUCUUCUAUUAGCCAUGACAAUUUAAUGUUAAAGUUAGUAAAGAGCUUCU
Schistocerca gregaria is the source of this 4427-nucleotide messenger RNA. RefSeq names its product UNC93-like protein. Gene Ontology annotation, cellular component: plasma membrane; striated muscle dense body. The record is from RefSeq and is a predicted model, not a curated record. Lineage: Eukaryota; Metazoa; Arthropoda; Insecta; Orthoptera; Acrididae. The transcript is spliced from 10 exons. Gene Ontology annotation, biological process: regulation of potassium ion transport; regulation of muscle contraction. Bases 89 to 1720 code for a protein of 543 amino acids. Gene Ontology annotation, molecular function: potassium channel regulator activity.